Molecule: messenger RNA, 1323 nt
Organism: Lachancea meyersii CBS 8951
Lineage: Eukaryota; Fungi; Ascomycota; Saccharomycetes; Saccharomycetales; Saccharomycetaceae
Source: the annotation of a GenBank genome assembly
AUGGUGGAAGUUGAGCAGCUGUUUUCCUUUCAGAUCUUUUUCAUCUUUCUGCGAGAAUCGCUGGAGAUCAUUGUCAUUGUGUCCAUUCUGCUCACGGUGGUCAAACAGGCUUUGUUGUCCAACGAGAAUGGCUCUCUCAAGGGAAGCAACAGCGGCGUCUCCAACGACACGGAAGAAACUGCCAGACUUACAAUAGAAGAAGAGGAAAUGCUGGAUGGAUCUAAUUCCGAGAGUUCUGGCUCUGGCACAGCCAACUCGGCCUUGGAAUUCAACAACCAACAGCUUUAUCGGAGAUUGAAAGUACAAAUUCUAUCGGGUGGUGCUUUGGGGCUUUUAUGCUGCUUUCUAAUGGGUGGGGCGUUCAUUGUGGCAUUUUACAUCAUAGGCACAGAUUUGUGGUCCGCAAGCGAACACUACUACGAAGGGGUAUUAAGCACAGUUGCGUCUGUUAUCAUUUCAGUAAUGGGUCUGUUCUUCCUGAGAAUGGGCAAAUUAAGGGAAAAGUUCAGAGUCAAACUAGCGGCCAUCAUCUACUCAGACCGCGCGAAGAUCUUGCAGGACAAUGGUCAGAAAGCGGUCAAAUUCACUGAGAAAUACGCUUUGUUCAUUUUGCCAUUCGUCACAGCGCUCAGAGAGGGACUGGAAGCGGUCGUUUUUGUGGGUGGUGUGGGUAUCGACCAGCCGCUGUCGUCGAUUCCAUUGUCCAUGUUAUCAGCAACAUUUGUGAGCUCCGUUUUUGGAUAUUUCUUCUUCAAGUCGUCUAAAUCUUUCUCUUUGCAAGUGAGCUUGGUCAUCACAACCUGUUUCCUGUAUUUGAUUGCUGCAGGUCUAUUCUCCAAAGGUGUGUGGCAGUUCGAGGUACAAAGAUAUGUCAACCUCUGUAAUGGGCAGGAUAUGAGUGAAGUGGGCAACGGUCCCGGAUCUUAUGAUAUCAGUCGGUCUAUUUGGCACGUAAACUGCUGUAAUGGAGAAAGAGACGGAUUGUGGAUGAUUUUCACCGCAAUUUUCGGGUGGACCAACAGCGCGACGUACAGCUCAGUGAUAGCGUACAACGUAUACUGGCUAACGAUCAUUGCUUCCAUUAAAACUCUGCUUAUCGAAGAAAAGCUCGGUUACAUUCCUUUCUUGCCGCUAAAAUUACAGAAGCGUCGCAUUCAAAAGAGAAUGCACGCUUCUAAGAAAGCAUUAGAAGUUCAGCAUCUUUCUCAAUUCGCAUCUUCAUCACCAUCAAUUCCCCAUUCUCUUCAGGGAAGAAGGUCAAAAGAUAGUCAAACCAGUUCUACACCACUUAUUCAGGACACCAUCGAUAGCGCAAUGACUUGA